AUGACAAAUUUUACAUUUGACGGCAUCACCAAGCAAUAUGGAACCGUAGAUAGUGCCACUCUUAUUACUGAGAGUAGUUACUUUGUGGGUGCUAAUCUCAAUAUAGUGAACACUGCUCCUAGGCCAGACGGGAAAUUGGAAGGAGCACAAGCGGUUGCUUUGAGAGUCUCCGAUGAAAGGUCAGCUUUCUAUAACUGCAAGAUCAUCGGCUUCCAGGACACUUUGUGUGAUGACAGGGGCAACUAUUUUUUUAAGGAUUUCCAUAUUCGUGGCACUAUUGAUUUUAUUUUCGGGAGCGGGACAUCUUUAUAUCUAAAAAGUGGGAUGCAUAAUUCAGAAAUAUUCAUGGAAAGAGAUCCAGAAGGUGAUCCGAAGUCGGCAGUAAUUACAGCACAAGCGAGAGAAAGUUCAUCGGAGGAUACGGGUUAUUCGUUCGUACAUGGGAGGAUUACAGGAACUGCGAAAGACCUAUUUUUGGGAAGGGCUUGGAUGAGCUGUCCGAGAGUUGUUUAUUAUUAUACUGAAAUGGAUGAAAUCGUCCAUCCUGGUGGAUGGUCUAGUAAUUGCCAACCUGAACGAGCCGACACUGUGUACUACGGAGAAUACAAAUGCACGGGGAAAGGUGUGACUCUAGCUACACGAGAGAAAUUAGUUAAACAACUAUCCGAUGCAGAUGCUCAACUAUUCUUGGCUCUUGACUAUGUUGAAGGUACCAAAUGGUUGCUUCCUCCUCCAACAGUACCUAAGUAA
Molecule: messenger RNA, 750 nt
Organism: Gossypium arboreum
Lineage: Eukaryota; Viridiplantae; Streptophyta; Magnoliopsida; Malvales; Malvaceae
Product: putative pectinesterase 63
Exons: 4
Coding region: 1-750 (249 amino acids)
Biological process (GO): cell wall modification
Molecular function (GO): pectinesterase activity
Source: RefSeq, a predicted model, not a curated record